AGGCGAUGUUGACGUUGCCGUUCGGGUCUUUCUAGUUGCACGAGGACGCCAUCAGCUUGCUGUCUUUGCUUUUUUUCAUAAUUGGACUUUUUAAGUAGGUGAAUUUUCACCAUGGAUUCGACGACAAACGAAGCAAUGGAAGCUGGCGUGGCGGAGAAGCAGGAUGACAGUGACAGUUUUAUAAAAGUCAAGUCUAAAAAGAGCCGUAAGAGGAAACUGGAGCAAUCUGAUAUGGACACUGGAGGACCUGUAGCAAGCAAGAGGCCACAGUUUCCGCCUAUUUCUGUCGACAAAUUAAGGGGGGCGGAUCAGAUGCGUAAAGUAUCCGUCCCGGCACAUCGUUACACGCCGCUGAAGGAGAACUGGCUGAAGAUCUACACUCCCAUUGUGGAGAACCUGCAGCUUCAAAUCAGAUUCAACCUCAAAACGCGUAAUGUGGAGAUUAAAACUUGCAAAGAGACACAAGACAUCGCCUCCCUCACCAAAGCAGCAGAUUUCGUGAAAGCCUUCAUUCUGGGCUUCCAGGUUGAAGACGCGUUGGCCCUGGUCAGACUGGAUGAACUCUUUCUCGAAUCCUUUGACAUCACAGAUGUGAAGCAGCUGAAGGGCGACCACUUGUCCAGAGCCAUCGGCAGGAUCGCAGGCAAAGGAGGAAAAACCAAAUUCACCAUCGAGAACGUCACAAAGACUCGCAUUGUGCUGGCCGAAACAAAAGUGCACAUAUUGGGCUCCUUUCAAAACAUUAGGAUGGCCCGGACAGCCAUAUGCAACCUCAUCUUGGGAAGUCCACCUUCGAAAGUCUAUGGAAACAUCCGAGUGGUCGCCAGCAGAGCUGCGGAAAGAUUCUAAACCGGUCGACAUGUUUAUUAAUUUUUGGCGAUUGGGGUGAUGGAGGUCAAUACGGACUUGGUUACCAUGGACUUGACGUCAGAUGAGGAAUUUGACGCGUGUGAUGAAUAUUUCUGUGUGAUGUUUGUGUAUAUAUAAAAAGGACAAACCAACAGUGGAGUCCAUUUUGUCAGUCAGUUGGCCAUCUUGUGUUGAACUAAAGUUCAAUAAUCAGCAUUUUCUCCAAAUAAAAUUUUAUAAACAAGUAAUUAUUUUUUUUAAUCUAAAAAAAAUCUAAUUUAAAUCACCAAGCUUUAGUUCCACAUUUUCAAUUUGACAAUUACAAAAGGAAAUUUUACAAUUUCAAUGUUCAUUUAAAUCUUUUUAAUUACACUAAUAAAGUUUUGAUUAAAAUUUUUUAAAUGUAACCAAGUCAAGCUUUACUUUAAAAAUUUUAUUCAACUUUGCGAAACAAACAGGAAAAUCCAUUAUCAGUUAAGUUUAUUUAAAUGGUAUUUCAUGUUCAUAUAGUAUCAAGUUUCCAACAGUCCCACAGCGUAAAUUGCAGCAUGCAGAAAAACAGAACCAAAAAAAAUCAAAAAUACAUAAUAUAUAUUUGAUAUCCCCCACACACAAAAAGAAACUCAGAAAAAACACUUCCAAACUAAAGCAUGAAGCUGUCAACUAUACAGAGACAGGAAUGCGUUUCACAAAUAUUUAUGUACAAAACAUUAAAAAAGCUUGUAUGUGGCAGUUAAUAUUAUGACACGUGUUGUACUGCAGUUCAGUUCAUAUGGAAACCAAUCAUUUGGCAACAUCUAUAUUGUGUAUCGUGUUAUUAAAUAGUGUGUAUUCACAUCAGCGUCCAUGUGUGUAAACAAGAUUCGUUCCAAACGUGUUCAUCUUCAUGCACACAAAAACAAAACUCCACAUCAUGCAGGCUCCAGUUUUCGCAUUCAGUUCAAAGCAGUGUCCCAGUUCCAGUUUUGUUCUUGUAAUUCAUUGAAAAAUAUUUGUUUCUGUUCCAGGCCCACAUCGGGACCAAAAAUAAAUAAAUGCUCGUAAGUUGUUUUGUUUGCUCCCCCUCAUAAUUAUUUUGAAAAGGCAUUUUCCGGGAACAGGGAAAUACUUUUGUUACAUGCCCAUCUAGCAACAAAAAAAACAUCUUAAAAUGCAAAUUGUCUGACAGAUAUUCAAAUUUGUUUUUUUCAUUAUUUUGAAGACAAUUUUCCCAAAAAUUGUGAAAUCAAUUUUUCAUUUCAUGCCCAUCCAGUUAUAGCCCAAAUGCCCUAAAAAUGUGUAAUUUACGCUGCUUUUUUUCCCCUCUCUCUCUCUCUCAAUUUUUGAAGGAACUGAGCAAUACUUUUUUUCUUCUUCCAGGCUCACCCUUGCAACAACAAAAACACCCUAAUAAGAUUACCUGACGGAUGAUGUUUGUUUUCAAAAUAUAGUUUCCGAAAAACAGCCAAAUACAUAUCUCAUUUCAGGCUCGCUUAUCCACAACAAAAACACCCUUGAUGGAAGAUUAAUUGAGCAAUAAAUUGUGAAAAGACAUUUAUCAGAGACAUUGAAAUAUGCUUCUCAUUCUAGGCCCGUCUGAUGACCACCAAAGCACUCAAAAAUUAAAAUUAUCUCACUGAUUCUUAAGCUUUUUUUCCUUUAUUUAUUUUUGAAAAGAUAUUUUUCAGAAAUCGCAAAAUACGUUUCUCGUUCCGGACCCGUCUAGUGACAACAGAAAGCGUACAGAAGCCUUUUGUUUUUUAACUGUUGAAAAUACAUUUUGGGUAAUGUGUGUGUGUGUGUGUGUGUGUCUGGAUAUGUUUGCUUGGCACUUCAUACCCGAGCAGCUAAAUGCACUGUUAAGUCAAGUGUGGAUGAAUGUAUACGUACUUUA
Molecule: messenger RNA, 2722 nt
Organism: Phycodurus eques (leafy seadragon)
Lineage: Eukaryota; Metazoa; Chordata; Actinopteri; Syngnathiformes; Syngnathidae
Gene: pno1
Product: partner of NOB1 homolog
Exons: 7
Coding region: 112-849 (245 amino acids)
Cellular component (GO): nucleolus
Molecular function (GO): RNA binding
Source: RefSeq, a predicted model, not a curated record